AUGCGAUUUCUGCAGAUCAAUGGUAGCGACAGGCUCAGCCUUGUCGAGCUGUUGCCUGAUAAUCUCCCACCUUACGCGAUUCUUUCGCACACUUGGGGCCCCUCCAAUGAAGAAGUAACUUACCAAGAUCUGCUUGAUGGGAAGGGUAAAGAGAAGUUCGGUUACCGUAAACUUAUCCUAUGCGGACGGCAAGCCGAUCAUGAUGGCUUUCAAUACUUUUGGGUCGACACAUGUUGCAUCGACAAAACAAGCAGCGCGGAACUUUCGGAAGCGAUAAACUCAAUGUAUUCCUGGUAUCAGUCAGCGGACGUAUGCUAUGCGUAUCUAGCUGAUAUAGGCUCCAAGGAUUACUUCCCAAUAAGCAAAUGGUUCACCAGAGGCUGGACGCUCCAGGAAUUGUUGGCCCCAAAGGAGAUGGUAUUCUUCGACAAGAACUGGUCUCUUCUGGGGACUAGAGCAGACCUGCAAGAGGAAAUAUCCGAACGUACUCGGAUUCCUGUCAGUGUGCUCUUGCAAGCAGAACCUGUCGAAACUUUCAGCGUUGCACAAAGAAUGUCAUGGGCCGCAGAAAGAAAAACAACGAGGAUAGAAGACAUAGCUUAUUGUCUGUUAGGCAUAUUCAACAUCAACAUGCCUUUGAUAUAUGGAGAAGGAGAAAAUGCUUUCAUCAGGCUCCAAGAGGAAAUCUUGAAGAUAUCGGAUGAUCAUAGUAUUUUCGCGUGGCGAUCAGCCGAUGAUCGUGGUGGUUGCCUAGCUACUUCGCCAGCCUCGUUUCGCAAAUCCGGAAACAUCGUCCAGUGCACUACUCUCGAUAGAUCCUAUGACCCAGUCAUAUUGAGCGGCAAGGGUGUUCAUCUCAACAUCCGAUUCAUGGGUAUUGGUCACGACAAGCUUGGCUGUGCAAAGCUCGAUUGCCUCGAACAGGGAAGUGGAGAUGAGAGGAUUACCAUCUUUCUGAGGGAUAUGAGCCUUACCAUGAGACAUUUAAGGAGAGUCAAGACUGAGGAAUUUUCGCAGACGGAUUUCGAGGAUUUCAUGUCAUCACGGUAUCCGGUCAGACGAUUAUGCAUACAAAAAUCGCGUGUGAAAUCGAAACGGAAAGGCCAGCUCUAUGGAGAGCUCAGAGGCACUGCAUCUAUUACAGUCGCAUCUGGACAGCUACCACGGGAAGAGUUACAGGCUGGAAGUUUCAAGUCGUUGCUUGAGGUAGUCCAAAAAGGGACUGAGGACGAUGUAUGGAUGUUUCUGACAAGAGGAAAUGUCGAAAUGAAUGAAGCGGACCACAAUAAGCAGACAGCUUUGACUCACGCUGCGCGUGAUGGAAAAGAAAACAUUGUUCAGAUGUUACUAAAUCAAUCCGGCAUUGAUAUCAAUCCUCAAGACAUACAUGAGCGGACGCCAACGUGGUGGGCAGCAUCGAGAGGACACACAACUGUGAUUAGGCAUUUACUCGAAACAAGUAAAGCGAAGGUCAACCUAGCAAACAGCGAUUUCUCAACACCAUUAUACGUCGCAGCAAGAGCAGGUCAUGUGGAAAUAGUUCGACUACUG
Molecule: messenger RNA, 1551 nt
Organism: Bipolaris oryzae ATCC 44560
Lineage: Eukaryota; Fungi; Ascomycota; Dothideomycetes; Pleosporales; Pleosporaceae
Exons: 1
Molecular function (GO): protein binding
Source: RefSeq, a predicted model, not a curated record